This is a messenger RNA of Nerophis lumbriciformis (worm pipefish), 2982 nucleotides long. RefSeq names its product transducer of ERBB2, 2 (gene tob2). Lineage: Eukaryota; Metazoa; Chordata; Actinopteri; Syngnathiformes; Syngnathidae. Gene Ontology annotation, molecular function: transcription corepressor activity. Gene Ontology annotation, cellular component: nucleus; cytoplasm. Gene Ontology annotation, biological process: regulation of gene expression. The record is from RefSeq and is a predicted model, not a curated record.
AUUUUGAACCAUUUACGUAAGUGUUUAUUAGUGGAGGAAAAUGACAUUUGGAUAAGAAGAAGUAACCAGCGUGGUCAUGGUAAUUGACACAAAGUAGUGCCUGGCGUCAUGGGGGUGUGGGCGAGUCACUGUGUAUAAAUACGCCGGCUUGUCACCCAGCUAACUUUCCCUGGACGCUCCCUUGGACGCGCCAUUUAAGACAUCACAAUGACAAGGACGAGCAUUACAAACAUCUUUUUAUGGACUUGACUUUGCAUUGCGAAGAAGCCCAGGCAGGGUGGAUGAAAUCCAACACGCAAGCAGAGGCCGCCAUUCUUGAGACGUCCGCAGCUUGCCGUCUUCAAAGAGUUGUCUACCAUGACGACAUCACAAGCUGCUCAGUGAGCCGGAGAAGCGUUACGGACAUCGUUACACUUGGCGUCGCCGCCAUCUCGAAGCAUCCCAUCAUGCACCUGGAGGUGAAGGUUGCCCUCAACUUCAUCGUGUCCUAUUUGUACAACAAGCUGCCUCGUCGUCGAGCCGACCUCUUCGGAGAAGAACUGGAGAGGAUCCUGGUGUCUCGCUUUGAGGGUCACUGGUACCCGGAGGACCCCCUUCGAGGCUCCGCCUUCCGCUGCCUUCACCUGGGCGCCCCCUGGGACCCGGUGGUGGAGUUGGCCGCCAAGAGAAGCGGCCUGGACACCGAUGAAGUGCGCGUCAACGUCCCCGAGGAGCUCAGCGUGUGGAUCGACCCCUUUGAGGUGUCCUACCAGAUCGGAGAGAAGGGGGCGGUGAAGGUGCUCUACCUGGAGGACCUCAGCUGUGACGGAGCGCGGCCCGAGGAGCUGACGAGAGACGCUAAAGGAGACGCCGACCUCGAAGAGACUAAGAAUCUGGGCUUCAAUCCAGACGCUCAGGUCUUUAUUCCCAUUGGAAAGCAGUCAUCUCCUUCCAUGAUGCCGUCGCUCUCCAGCUCUCCCACUGCGCCCAGCACUCACCCCUGCCCGGGGAUCUUUGGUUCACCUUCCGCCCACUCCUCCAACACCUCCACCCCUUCUCCACCUCAGCAGCCCGCCUCCCGUCCUCAAGCCAUCACCUUUACCACGGCCGCCUUCGCCGCCACCAAAUUCGGCUCCACCAAGAUGAAGAAAAAUGGCCCGGCGGCAACUCCGCCCGCCCCCGCCGCCCACUCUCCCACCGCCAUCUUGGCUCCAGAGCUGCUCAAACACAAGCCGCUGUCUCUGUCCAUGCACUCGCUCGGGGCUCCCGUCCCCAGCCAGCUGUCCCCCAACGCCAAAGAGUUUGUCUACUCCCCCGCUCCUCUCUACUUUGACGCCGAGCCCUCUUUUGACCCUUUCGCCAGCCCGCCACCGCCACCGUCCCAAAGUAUGGGCAUCAUGGGCGCCAACGGCGAGAUCUCCUACAUGGAGAAGCCGCCGUUUGUGGAGGCUUUAGGAAGCUACAAGCUGCAGUAUCCCAGCCAGGCCUUCCAGCCUGUGGUGCUGGCCAACUGACCGUCCACUCCUUCCAGAACUCAACUUUCUAGAAGGUUCCGGUCCCAUUCUGGGUGCUGAAGGGGUUUUCUCUGUUAAUCAUGAAGGUUGUGCUCAAGAAGAAAGGAGCUCUGCAGCUUGCUGGGUUCUUUCUAGAAAGGGACAACUUCCAAUAAUUCAUCCCUCGGGGGGACUGCAGGGAGACAAAGCUUUCUUUGCAUUUGAGGUAGCCGGCACUCACGUGUGGAUACCUGGAAGUAGCCGGCACUCACGUGUGGAUACCUAGAAGUAGCCGGCACUCACCUGGAAGUAGCCGGCACUCACGUGUGCAGAUACCUGGAAGUAGCCGGCACUCACGUGUGGAUACCUGUAAGAAGCCGGCACUCACGCCUGACAGACUCGUCCCGUCGUCUUUGCAGGAGAGCAAAGGGGGGGGAAGGGAAUUUGAUGAUGUGGGGCUCAGACACAGGUGUCAAACUCAAAACCCAGGGUCCAAAUCUGGCCUGCCACGUGAAUUAAAGUGACCCGCCCCAUCAUUCCAUGUGGCCUGCCGCAUUACUUAACAUAGCUGGCCGCCUCAUUUCAUGCGGCCAGCUAUAUUAUUUAAAAUGGCCUGCCGCAUGCAGCACUAUUUAAAAUGCAUCAUUUUAUGUGGCCCUCUGCAAUAUUUAAAGUGGCUUGCCACAUUAUUUCAUAUAGCUGGCCGCUUCAUUUCAGCUGGCCUACCACGUUAUUUUGUGGUAAGCUGCUUUAUUUAAAAUGCUGUGCCGCAUUAUUUCAUGUUAUUUUGUGGUAAACAGCAUUAUUUGAAAACGGCCGGCUGCAACCUUUUUAUGUGGCCCUCAGCAUUAUUUAAUGUGGCCCUCAGCAUUAUUUAAUGUGGUCCGCUGCAUUAUUUAAUGUGGCCCUCAGCAUUAUUUAAUGUGGCAUGCUGCAUCAUUUAAUUCGGCCUGCCGCGUUAUUUAAAAUGGUAUGGCACACUAUUUAAAAUGGUAUGGCACAGUAUGGUAUGGCACAGUAUGGUAUGCCACACUAUGGUAUGGCAUACUAUUGUAUGGUGACAUUUUUUUUUUUUCAAAAGUGUUGAUGUCAAGCAGCGUUGAUGCCAGAGACCACACCCUCUUACCCUCCUGUCAAUGUUUGAUAUCCACAGUCCUUCAGCUCUAAUGUGCUUUGGAUCGCUCCCCGUAUCGCACUUUAUAUCAAACUAUGCUCAUUUUACUCCUCAAACUGAAAUGAUGUUUGACAACACUCUUCUUCUUCUUCUUCUUCUACCCUCUCUUAAACAAUUUACCCUCCCAUGUUGUGCCACACGUGGAAGGGUUGCUUAAUGAAUGAUUGACCUUUGUAACCCUUUAGGUAAAUAUUACAUUGUGAGGGAAAUGUUUUCUUCUGUGAUCAAAUUUAUUUUUGUUUUUUUCCCCCAAAUCAACUGUUAAAUUAUAUAUCAUAUAAAUACCACACACAUAUAUAUAUAUAUAUAUAUAUAUAUAUAUAUAUAUAUAUAUAU